AUGGGUAGUGUAGGCGAUGUUGAUAACGCGCUUCACAAGUAUCGUGUAGGGAUCGAUGUCGGAGGUACCAAUACUGAUGCCGUACUGAUCUCACUGUCGCCGACGAAGAUCGUCGCCUCACAUAAGGCACCCACAACACCAGAUGUGACGACAGGUAUUGCGGAAGCAGUGCGCGCAAUUGUCUCGACAAGCAAUGUCCCUCUUGAAACUAUCAGCUGCGUUAUCAUUGGGACUACGCAUUUCGUAAACGCUGUCGUCCAACGAUCGCCAUCUCUUCAACGCGUCGGUGUAGUUCGCCUCUGCGGGGGCGGCGAGGAUGGGUUCGGACUCGGCAUGCCGCCAUUUGUGGACUUUCCCAAGGACUUACGCCUGCUCAUCUCAACCAGACCUUUCUUUUGUCAAGGCGGCCACCAAAUCACAGGGACAGAGAUCUCGCCACUCGAUGAGGCCGAGUUGGACCGCGUAGCCGAGGAGUUGGCGACUGCUGGUAUCUUCAAUGUUGUCAUAUCAGGAAUAUACUCACCUCUGAACUCGGCGCACGAGAAAAGGGCGGGGAACCUCAUUCAGGCCAGAUUGACCGACAUAUGCACCCGGUCAAAUCUCAAUGUUCGCCCAAGGGUCACUCUGUCGCAUCGGAUCUCGUCAGUUGGCUUUUUGGCGCGAGAAAAUGCUGCCAUUUUGAAUGCGGCUCUCCGGCCCCUCGCCGAGAAGACUAUCUACGGGUUUCAGAAAGCUAUGAGAGACAUCUUCCAGGGGAGCCCUUGCACUCUGUAUCUUACUCAGAAUGACGGCAGCGUACUUAGUGCGCCAGACGCCAUUGACCUUCCAAUUCGUACAUUCAACUCUGGGCCAACAAAUUCGAUUCGUGGAGGCGAGUUUCUGUGGAAUACCGCUUAUUCCGACACACAAGGACAAGAUACCGGACGCAAAGAUCCUCUUGUGGUGAUCGAUAUUGGGGGUACCACCUCAGAUAGUGGUUUGCUGCUUCCUAAUGGUCUUCCCAGAAUGAGCUCACUGAUGAGCCUGGUCGGGGGUGUGCGCACGAACUUUGCUCUUCCCGCGGUAGAGAGCAUUGGGUUGGGAGGGGGAAGCAUCGUCAGGGAACUGGGGGAGACCCUCACGGUUGGCCCCGAUAGUGUUGGCUUUGAACUUUCACGAAAAGCCCGUAUGUUUGGAGGCAACAUCUUGACGGCCACCGAUAUCAUAGCCGCAUCCCAGUUACACGCGCCUUCGCCUUCAAACCCUCUCGAAGGAUUUGGAGAACCUGGUCUGUUGAAGGACAUUACCCCUGACACAGUGAAGAUGGCCAAGGACAAGAUGCGAAAGAUCGUGGAAGAAGUGGUUGAUCGUACCAAGGUGCAGAAAGGAGACAUCGAUGUUCUCAUUGUGGGAGGUGGUGCCCUUCUGAUCGACACUGACAAACCUCUCGCUGGAGUUCGCGCUGUGCGGAAAGUCAAGGGCGGAGAAGUCGCGAAUGCCGUAGGCGCUGCUAUCUCUCGUGUCUCUGGUGUCGUGGAUACGGUUGCGGAUACGUCCCAUCAAACCUUGAAGCAGGCACAGGACACGGUAAUCGACAUGGCAAUCAGUGCUGCUGUCGAGAAUGGAGCUCGGAGGGAUACCAUGGAGAUUGCAGAAAUCACAAUCCUCCCUAUUCAAUAUGUUGAUGGCAAGGCACGAAUAAUCAUCCGGGCAGUCGGCGUCCUUGACACGGUCAGAAGUUCAAAGCUAGAGCCCAUAGGAGAAUACGAUGUCAGAGAGACCAUGGACGAGACCCCGAGCGGGGAGGCGACAGCGGCUGCAGCCUCAACAGAUGCUGUUGACUCAACCGAUAUCAGCAGCUAUCAACCGGAAGUCAAGCAAGGUCUGUGGACAAUAUCGAGGACUGAUCUUGGGUGGAUCUCAGACGGAUGCAAGAUUCUAGGCUGCGGUGGAGGAGGGGAGCCCUAUCAACAGUAUCUCAAGAUCAGAGCACUCCUUGAAAAGUCCCCAGGGUCCGUGAAGGUGAUCUCGCCAGCAGGCCUUCCAGAUCAUGCCAGAGUUGGUUGGACAGGCUGUCUGGGUAGCCCUGAAGUCAGCAUGGAGAGAAUGGAAGCCAAUGAAUGCAACAAAGCUCAUGAUGAGCUAACACGGGUCAUGGGUUACCCUCCGGUGGAAGGGUUUCUAGCCCUGGAGAUCGGUGGUGCAAACGGCCUGGUUAACCUGGAGGUUGCGGCAGCCCACGGCGUGCCUUGCGUCGACGCCGACUAUAUGGGCAGAGCGUACCCUACAGGCUGGCAGACCACCGUGAAUGUCUAUGGCUCGCCUCGAGGAGAAGCACUUUUGCCGGCGACGAUUGCAAGUGGAGAUGGAUCGUACAUGACCAUGACCUCCAGCAGGACAGACAAGCUCGUAGAUGCCACACUUCGUGCCGCCACUGUCGAGAUGGGCUGUCGAGCAGGGAAGGCCGGACCCCCCAAGACGGCAAAGGUGGUAAAGGAACAGGCCAUCGUCAACACCGUCUCUUUGGCCUGGUGGAUUGGAAGAGCAGUGGCCCUGGAGAAGAAUGUAACGGACAAAGCGAAAAGAAUCGUCGAGGCAGUCGGUGGGUCUGAGAGCGCCAGGAUCCUGGCAGAGGGCAAGGUCACGAGCGUUGAGCGGGUUCUGAAAAAGGGCCAUACGUACGGCAUUGUUGAGGUUGAUGGUCUUCUCAGCGACGGGUCACCAGCUAUCGUCAAGGUGCCAUUCAAGAACGAAAACGCAUUUGUCGAGGCAACCACCCCCGAAGGUCGAGUUUCGGUGCUGGCAUCGGUGCCAGAUCUCAUUGCUCUUCUUGAUUCCGAAACAGGGUUCGGUCUAGGCACACCUGAAUACAAGUACGGUCUGAGGGUGACAAUUGUAGCUAUUGCAGCGUCUCCCCGUUGGACAGACACGCCCAGGGGAUUGGAGCUUGGAGGGCCGUCUUCGAUGGGAUUCGAUGAUAUUCGGUACGUGCCCAUCGGAAAGUACUCGAAGCCGCGAAGUGUGAUUGAAGCGUAUGGACGAGCGACGGCCUAG
Molecule: messenger RNA, 3033 nt
Organism: Exophiala spinifera
Lineage: Eukaryota; Fungi; Ascomycota; Eurotiomycetes; Chaetothyriales; Herpotrichiellaceae
Exons: 2
Coding region: 1-3033 (1010 amino acids)
Biological process (GO): glutathione metabolic process
Cellular component (GO): cytosol
Molecular function (GO): 5-oxoprolinase (ATP-hydrolyzing) activity
Source: RefSeq, a predicted model, not a curated record